Messenger RNA from Topomyia yanbarensis, 1356 nucleotides. RefSeq lists its product as uncharacterized. Bases 1 to 1356 code for a protein of 451 amino acids. The record is from RefSeq and is a predicted model, not a curated record. The transcript has 2 exons. Lineage: Eukaryota; Metazoa; Arthropoda; Insecta; Diptera; Culicidae.
AUGUCGCUCGAGCGGCGACUUGGACAGAAUCCAGGACUGUACAACGAAUACAAAGCCUUCAUGCAAGAAUAUGAAGAUAUGGGACACAUGGUGUCCAUCGCCGCAGAGGACCUUCACAAGGUUAAAUACUUCAUUCCGCAUUCAUGCGUAGUGAAACCCGAUUCCACUUCUACUAAGGUAAGAGUAGUGUUCGACGCUAGUGCCAAGACGACUAGCGGGGUAUCCCUCAACGAUAUUCAAAUCGUGGGACCCACCAUUCAAAGAGAAUUGUUUGAUCAACUGAUCGAAUUCAAAACACACGACAAGGUACUGAUGGCCGAUAUAGCUAAGAUGUAUCGGUUAAUACUGAUUACAGAUCAAGACACUUGGUUGCAAUGCAUUCUGUGGCGAUACAGCCCAGAAAAAUCAUUGAAAGCAUACAGAUUGAUGACUGUCACGUAUGGUGAAGCAUCUUCUUCAUUUUUGGCCUGUAGGGAACUGCACGAAGUAGCCGAAAAAUAUCGAGAGAUAAAUCCAAAUAUCGCUAAUAUUAUUCAACAAUCAUUUUACGUUGACAACCUUAUGAUCGGAGCAUCAACCACUACGGAGUUGAUGAGCAUGAAACAACACAUUGAACAGGCAUUACUGCGCCACGGAUUUCCGCUACGAAAGUGGGCAGCAAACGACAUGUGCGCUCUGGCAGGGAUACCAGAACAAGACUUGAAGCCUCUGAUCCAAGUUGGAGAUCAGGAGGUUAUCAAAACAUUAGGAGUCGCCUGGAAUCCUAACAAAGACGUAUUCCAGUUUAUCAGUGUCAACGCAACAAGCAAGGCCUUGAAAGCCCUCACCAAGAGACAAAUGGUCUCCAAAAUACUAAGGUUAUACGAUCCAUUGGGCUUAGUACAACCCGUGAUCGUAACAGCAAAAAUUUUGAUGCAAGAAUUAUGGACUAACAAUAUUAGCUGGGACGACGAAGUUCCAGACUACGUUUUCAAUGCAUGGAUGAAGUAUGAGGCAUUACUUGCCGAACUGAAACACAUAGAAGUACCUCGGAUGACGAUUCCGAGCCAAACAAUCGUGCUAGACUUGCACGGAUUUAGCGAUGCAUCUGAAAAGGCGUACGGAUACGCCAUAUAUCUACACUCAAUCGAUUUGAGGGGCAACGAAAGCACAAAAUUGCUGUGCGCGAAAGCAAGAGUGACUCAACUGAAAAAAGUCACACUGCCUCGCUUAGAGCUCUUGGCGGCGGUACUAUUGGCAGAGCUCGCUGUCAAGCGAUUCUCAGGUGGAUUUGAGCUGGAUAAAAUCCACGAGCCCACGCUGGGGAACAUUUAUCAAGAACGGAAUCACGAAGAUACACGACUCCACGAAACCUGA